Cololabis saira (Pacific saury) is the source of this 2819-nucleotide messenger RNA. RefSeq lists its product as uncharacterized. The record is from RefSeq and is a predicted model, not a curated record. NCBI's taxonomy places the organism in Eukaryota, Metazoa, Chordata, Actinopteri, Beloniformes, Belonidae. Gene Ontology annotation, cellular component: external side of plasma membrane. Gene Ontology annotation, biological process: negative regulation of T cell proliferation; positive regulation of T cell proliferation; cell surface receptor signaling pathway. The coding region runs from base 1012 to 2508 and encodes 498 amino acids. The transcript is spliced from 8 exons. Gene Ontology annotation, molecular function: DNA binding.
AGCCACGGUGCUGCCGGAAACAUUAUUGCCAUUAAAUCCUGGCAAGACAGGGACUUUUAUCAACACAAGGCGCAGCAAGCCUCACAAGCCUCGUCAUGGACUGCUUACUCUGUACACACUUCGGUAUGUAGCAUGGAGGAAUGCACAACGUGGGCACUAUGAGCUCCUCAUAGAACACUGAUCAUUUCAGUUUAACGAAGAAGCCGCAGGCUCAGGUGAUUGGGGAGAGAGAUUUCCUCUCACCUCGCUGUAAUUGUUGCUUCUCAGAUAUAUACAGUGUCAGACUUUCAGCUUCUCACAGUUUGGUCAAAUACUUCAAGUUCAGGACUGCUCAGCCGCACAAGGAAACAUAAAUAUUUGAACGUCGAAUGAAAUCAUCACAUCUUUGUGCCAGUGGGCUGGGGUUCCCUCGUUUUUAUUGAACUAUUGAAUUUAGUAAAUUAAGCCAACAUGACAACCAAGACCGGGAUUCUCAAUUUUGAGUGUCGUUUUGAUGACUUGAAGUGAAGUGAAAUUGUUCUAACUUCAACCCCACCCACCACCCUUCUGGUCUCUUGUCUGGUCUUGUUGGACCACAUUACAGAGGUGCAGCAUCCGUAACAAAGGCGACCUGAAACAGGGAGAAGAUGAUCUGCAGGAUCCUGCUGCUCAUCAUCCUCACAUCACAUGUCUGUGCAGCAACAUUUGUAGUGAAUGUGACACAGAGCUCCUAUCAGACAGAGGAGAACCACAACAUCACCCUGGAGUGGACCUUCACCCCCAAACCUGAACCCUCCUCCACCUUCCUUGACAUCUACUGUGAACUCAGAACUUAUCUCAGACCCUUUCAUCUGUUUCUUGUGAUGAAAGGAGUUGAGAAGACCUUUUAUCAUGAUGAACAGUUUGCAGGACGAGUCCAGAGCGACAGAGAUGCUCUGAGAGAGGGACGACUAAGACUCCACAUGUCCAGACUCAGGACUGAGGACUCAGGACAGUACUGGUGUAAAGUGGAAACAGAGUCUGGAGGGGGCCAUGCCAGCUGUGAAGUCCUCGUCUCUGAGAAAGCAUCCAUCAAAGCUUGCUGCUUUUAGUGCAUGUUCACGGAAGUCACCACAGGAACAAGGCAACAGUAAGCAGAGCAAGCUCCCAGACAACCAGGCCAAACUUGCGGUGGGUGGUGCCAUCCGUGUGUCUCAAGGGACAGUUGACCGGUUCCUUAUCAGGCUUAUCUGCGAAGGUCACCAGCCCUUUUCUUUGGUGGAACAGCCAGCAUUCAGAGAGUUUGCUGCUGCUCUCAAUCCUCAAUACAAAAUGCUCUCCAGGCCCACAGUUAAAAGAAGAAUCGCAGAAGCUGCUGCUGAAAUGAAGACAAAGUUGAUAUCACACCUUGGUAACAUCAAUCAUGUUGCUACUACCACCGAUUGUUGGUCUGCACACCAAAAAAGCUACAUAGGUGUCACGUGCCAUUGGAUUGAUGGGGAGACUUUCGAGAGAGGAUCUGUCGUGUUGGCAUGCAAGAGGUUAAAAGGUUCACACACCUUUGAUGUGCUUGCAGGUGUCCUGGAUGAUAUCCACUGCCAAUACAAAAUAAGAGGGAAAGUGGUUAGAACCACCACAGAUAGUGGCUCAAAUUUUGUGAAGGCCUUUUCUGUUUUUGGUGAGCAGAGCCAGUCGGAGGAUGAUGAUGCCGGAUCAGAUACAGACCAAGAAGGUUCAGAAUCGGAUGAUGAUGUUGAGUUCCAAGACGCAUUCAGCAUCCUAGAGCAAGACAAGGGCCUGGAGUACCAGCUCCCCAAACACCAGAGAUGUGCAUGCCACCUACUGAACUUAGUUGCCACAACAGAUGCUGACCUUGCUGACAAGAAGAACGACACCUACAAGAGGCUUUCACGUGCUGCCUUUGGCAAACGCCAAGCUCUGUGGAAUAAGUCAGGUCGCUCGCACACUGCAGCAGAAGCUGUGGAAGACAAAUGUGGUCUUCAGCUCAUUCGACCCAACAAGACACGGUGGAAUUCAACAUACAUGGCUGUGGAGAGAAUCAUUCGCAUAAUAAAAGAACAAGGGGAGGAUGCCAUCAGGUGUGUCUGCGAAGAACUGAAAGUGAAAAUGUUCAGUCAGGCAGAAAUUGCCUUUCUGGAUGAGUUCUGCUGUGUGAUGAGACCAGUGGUAAAGGCAUUGAAUAUUCUUCAGUCAGAGAGCAACACACACCUUGGGUGGCUGCUUCCAGUGAUCUCUGAAUUACAGUCCAAACUGAGAAGGCAUGAAGCGUCGGUCAAGAUGUGCCUUCCACUCAUCUCGGCACUACAGCAAGGGGUACAGAGGCGCUUCAGAGUCAUGAUGGAGGACCGAGAGCUUAUCUCAGCAGCAAUCCUCCUACCCAAAUUUAAGACGGGCUGGACUGACAAAGCUGAAGUCGCUGAAGCAGGACUACUAUAUUUGAGGCAUCACCUUGACCAGAUGGCUGAGGCUGAGGUGAAGCAAGGCACGCUCAAGGAGCAUCAGACAAAGAGGACUACUUCUCCACGAUGAAUUCCCGCAGGUCAGAGGGUUCUGGGGAAUUGGAGGGGUACCUCGCCUGUGUUUCAGAAAGCAUGGACCUGCUGAACUCCUUCCCAAACAUUAAGAAACUGUCUCUGAAACUCAACACAGGCCUUCCAGCCUCAGCCGCCUGUGAGACUUUUUAGUUCUGCCGGGUUGCUCUUCACAGCAAAGAGAGCAAGACUUACAGCAAAAAACUUCGAAAAUCAGCUGCUGCUGAAAUUAAACAAGAGCUUUUCCAGUCUAAAGUUGUAGAUUGUGGGCAGUAUUGUGGGAUCUUGUUAUGGGCAGAAAUAUGUGCC